AUGGCCUCUCUUGGUAAGGCUCUCCGUUGGAUUAAUGUGUUUUGAAAUUCCAUGCAUAUAUAUGUGACGAACCUCCCAGAUUUUGAUGGAUUUUGACAGCGCCACCUACAGCAUCUGGGAUUCUUGCACCUACACAAUUUACCUUGAAUGGAGGCUAUUGUCUGUUUUGCCUGUGAAUAUUCUUCCACCGCUUAUGCCUUUUAAAACAAGGCUGAUCUGAAUUGCCCAGUCCUUUUUAAAUGUAGGUUUCAGAGUGGUUAGGGAAAUUGAAGUAGCUUGUUGUUGUUGUUGUUGUUGAAAGUUUUCAACAUACAAUAGAAUUAAAAACCAACUGAUCUAUAUAAACAUAGAGAAGAAAAGAACAGUAACAAAGAGAGAAAAACAGAAUAGGGGAAAGAGAAGAAAAAAUAAAAUACAGUGCCCUCUACCAGGGGUAGAUCUUAACCCUCAUCUCACAAAAAAUGGGAUCAAUGCUCCCAGCUCUCACCAGGGAACUUCGCUUUCUUCUCCCAACCUCCUUCCCUGGGAGAUGAUCCCUUCCCUGCCUCUCCCGCAGGGUCCUUCAUCAGUAAUACAGCAGCUUUCUGUGAAUAUCCUCAUCAGACCAGCGUCGAGGACUUGAAAAUACAAAAUAAAACAAGGACAAAAAUAGAACUAACAAAAAAAAAAUGGAGUAAAGCUACAGUAAGUAUCACUGAAAAAGGAAAAUAGAAAUAAAGGAAAUAAAUAGAGAGGACUUCCUAUUCUUCCUCUUCCCAUUAUGUAUACAGUGGUACCUCUGGUUACGUACUUAAUUCAUUCCGGAGGUCCAUUCUUAACCUGAAACUGUUCUUAACCUGAAGCACCACUUUAGCUAAUGGAGCCUCCUGCUGCUGCCGUGCUGCUGCCGCCGCGCAAUUUCUGUUCUCAUCCUGAAGCAAAGUUCUUAACCCGAGGUACUAUUUCUGGGUUAGCGGAGUCUGUAACCUGAAGCGUAUGUAACCCGAGGUACCACUGUAUUCAGAUUGUUCAAAGUAUUCAAAGCAUUCACUCCAGGAUAAUAUCCAGCUGCAUUGCAAGAGAGUGCCCAGCUGUUCCUCAAUCUGCUAGGCGGUGUUUUCUCGAUCAUCAGUCCCAGACACCUCAAAUUCGUUCAUUUUGCUUUCCACGCAAAAAGUCCAGUUGUUAUUAUCACUAGCUAUCAAGAAAAUUCUUCCUCCAGUCCAGUAUAACAAAUGUUUCUUAUCUGGAUGAUAAUAAUAAAUAAUUCUUUACUUAUUAUAUGUUCAUUAAUUUGUACCCAAUCCCUUCUCCUGUUGGCCAUGAUGUCCCACCUUGAUUUAGGAAGAAAAGUCCUUCCAUUUCCACUUCUUUCAUUUAUUUUUUCUUGUUCUUCCAAAUUGCUGCAAAUCAAUUGCAAACCAAUUAAUUCAGUUUCAUAUAAUUUUCCCAAACCGGCUUUCCAUUCCACGUAUAAUAUAUGUCCAAGAUGAACCUCUAUUGCUGUUUAUUGUUCUCAGUUAAUCUCUAGAUAACAUCCUCUAAAGGUAAAGGGACCCCUGACCAUUAGGUCCAGUCGUGGCCAACUCUGGGGUUGCAGCGCUCAUCUCACUUUACUGGCCGAGGGAGCCAGCAUACAGCUUCUGGGUCAUGUGGCCAGCAUGACUAAGCCGCUUCUGGCAAACCAGAGCAGCGCACGGAAACGCCGUUUACCUUCCCGCCGGAGCGGUACCCAUUUAUCUACUUGCACUUGGACGUGCUUUCGAACUGCUAGGUUGGCAGGAGCAGGGACCGAGCAACCGGAGCUCACCCCGUCGCAGGGAUUCGAACCGCCGACCUUCUGAUCGGCAAGCCCUGGGCUGUGUGGUUUAGACCACAGCACCACCCGCGUCCCUAGUAUUAACCAAAAUCAUUAUACAUCAGCUGCUCCUUUACAUCCCUGCAUACGGAAAAAGUGAACCUUAAUAAGACUCACCCUGUAUAUAUAUUCAGUGACAGCUGUUGUGGUUAUUACUCCAUCUUCCCUUUAAACAUUUGCUUGAAUUUUAAUAAGUUCCAUUUUUCAGAGUGCAUUGUUGUCUUCCAACUUGUACCUCCGCAUUUUCCUUGUUCAGAUCCAGUUUUUUGCUGCUUAACUGCAUCUCUUAUGUUCCUGCUCAUGCUGCCCAAGGUCACUUCAGAUAUUCCUCCACAGAGAUAAAUCUGGCUCUCAAACAGGAUAAUUUAUCGAACAGCCCCGCCAUUAGAGUCUCUGUCCCUCUCCAACACACAGCAGGCACAUCCUGUCCAGUACCUCCAGGUCACCUGUUUCGCCUCUAUGCCAAGCUGCAUCACGCUCCUCUCAACCUCUUCAUGGCCUGAGUUCCUUCCAUAGUAACAGAGUAGACUGCAUUCUUGCUAGUCUGAAGAGUCGUAAAAUGCAAUUCCUACGUUUCUCCCUCCAGAAACAGCAAACAAUGCACAGAGAUGAUUGUAAACACAAAUCGAAUGACCAAUCAGUCAGUCCUUAGUCAGAGGAGGGCAGGCAUAGUAAGACUUUUUCAAAUUCCUAGUAAAACAUAAAAACGUCUGCUUUCCUCAGCCAAAAGUCCCACGUUCCCAACACUUGCGUCUUUUCAUUAAUCAGGAGAGGGCAGAGAAAGUACAGGGGGAAAUAGUGUAACAUAAAACAGUCUGCCCCCCUCCUUCUCUAUUCAAGUCUGUUGCAGGUAUCUUCAGAAAUUCCAGUUCUUACACGACAGCUGGUUAAGUCGCAACCUGCGUUGCAUAUCUUGUCCAGAGAAUGCUCUUAGUUUCAUCCAAUUAGCCAGAUUGAAGGAGGAAUCUUUCCACGCUUCAGAAAAAGGCUCUGGAGGCUGGUUCUUUGGCAGAGAACUCACUCCCAGCGUCCCCUUCAUUUCUUCUUCCAUGGAGGCAGUCAUGGGGUCAGCCAACAUCUACAUGCACCUUAGUCUCUGAUUCUUCCCAGAGACGUCUGGGAGAGGACAUGCUUCAUUCUCUCCCUCCCUCUGCCUGAACUUAUUCACAAUCCCCAGAGGGGUUCUAAAGAACUGCCACCCUUGAAUGUGGGUGUUGACCAGAAGCCUAAAAGUCCUUCCAUUCCAAUUCUUCCAUUUUUUCCCCUCCAGACAAGUUACCAGCUGCUUGGUGGCUUUUCCCCCUGAGUUUACUUCAGUUUGAACAAAAGAUCAUGUCUCUCCGAGCUCUUUCUCUGCCAUCACAGAAUGUUUCUUAGUGUUUCUGUCCAUGGCUCCAUUCCUUUGCUCCAGAAUAACGGUUAAGAUACAACCUUGAUAGAGGGCUUCUUUCUUUUUCUCCUCUUCUUCUGUUAUUUGUUUGUUUCUUUUUCCAUUUAUUCUCUCUGUUUUAUUUUUAUUUAGUUUGGCUUUCAUUGUAUUUAAUGUUGAAAAUCCCUGAAAAGAAACUUCUUAUCUCAGUGUGAAAAGUGGCUCCUUCAGAGCAUGUUAGGUUCAUCCCAAUUCAUCUCCCAAUCUUCAAAGGGAGAGCGUGGUACUGGUAUCUUUGCCCUGGCUGUCAUAAAUCAUCACAUAAUCUCUACUGCAGGGUGUCGACAGCCCAGAACUAGCCAGCCUCCCCCACACUGGAGUCACCGCUUCUGUCAAAGACAACUGAUAUUACAGAUGGAACAGAUUCCAUGAUUGGGCCAAACAAAAUCCAUCCCAAAAUCCAUCCCAGAAGAGAGCCAGGGUUUUGGGAUCUCAGGUUCCCAUAAAGAGGUCUCUGAAUGCCACUCAACAAAGGCAGUGAACCCUAAAGUAAGUCCUCCCAUCUCACUCCCUUCAGUUAUUCCUCUCUCACAAGCAUUAAUGAGCAAUGUUCAAUAAUAGCGGGCUCCAUUUCUUGCUGAGCCUCUAAUUCAUCUCUCUCUUUGUUGCAGGGGAUGAUGAAUUGGAAAUGGAGGACAAGGGAGACCAUGACGAAAUCCACACAGAGGACAAACCAAGUAAAUAUUUGGAAUGUGGAAAGAGCUUCAAUCAAAGCUCCCAUUCAACUUCCCCUCGAAGAAAUCCCAUUGGGAAGAAAGCUUAUCGGUGCUUGGAGUGUGGAAAGAGCUUCUGUCGGAGGGGUCAUCUCAUUAUUCAUGAAAGAAUUCAUACUGGGGAGAAACCAUAUCAGUGUGAGGAAUGUCAAAAGUGCUUCAGUCACAGGUCCAGCCUCACUACCCAUCAAAGGCUUCAUACAGGGGAGAAGCCUUAUCAGUGCUUGGAAUGUGGAAAGAGCUUCAGUCAAAAGUUCCAGCUCAUUUCCCAUCAACGAAUUCAUACACGGGAGAAACCUUUCCAAUGCCUGGAAUGUGGAAAGAGCUUCAGUCACAGGUCCAGCCUCGUUUUCCAUCAAAGAAUGCAUACAGGGGAGAAACCUUUUCGAUACUUGGAUUGUGGAAAGAGCUUCAAUCAAAGCUCCCAUUCAACUUCCCAUCAAAGAAAUCCCAUUUUGAAGAAACCCUACCAGUGCUUGGAAUGUGGAAAGAGCUUCACUCGGAGCGGUCAUCUCAUUAUCCACGAAAGAACUCAUACAGGGGAGAAACCAUAUCAGUGUGAGGAAUGUCAAAAGUGCUUCAGUCACAGGUGCAGCUUCAUUUCACAUCAAAGAAUUCAUACAGGGGAAAAACCUUAUCGGUGCUCGGAAUGUGGAAAGAGCUUCAGUCGGAGUGACCUACUCACGGUCCAUCAAAGAAUUCAUACAGGCGAAAAACCUUUUCAGUGCUCGGAAUGUGGAAAGAGUUUCAAUCAGAGUGCAACCCUUGCUGCCCAUCAGAGAAUUCAUAAAAAACCUUAUCAGUGCUCAGAAUGUGGAAAAAGCUUCAAUGAGAGCACUAAGCUCACUUCCCAUCAGAUUAUUCAUAGAGGGGAGAGACCAUUUCAGUGCUUGGAAUGUGGAAAGAGAUUCACACAGAAGGCAGGUCUCACUUCCCAUCAAAGAACUCACUCCUGGGAGAGCCCAUAUAAAUGCUUGGAAUGUGGAAGGAGUUUUAGUCAGGACUCCCAUCUCAUUUCCCACCAAAUAAUUCAUACAAUGGAGAGACCAUAUAAAUGCUUGGAAUGCGGAGAGAGUUUUAGUCAGGAGUCCUUUCUCACUUCCCAUCAAAGAACUCACAGCAGGGAGAAUCAGAUUCCCCUUGAAUCAUUGAAUUGUUGCAUUGGAUUGGAUGGUGAGAGUCGUCUUCUCCAAGCCCCUGCAAUGAAGGAUAUUCAACAAAAGAAUUCAUGA
Podarcis lilfordi (Lilford's wall lizard) is the source of this 5211-nucleotide messenger RNA. NCBI's taxonomy places the organism in Eukaryota, Metazoa, Chordata, Lepidosauria, Squamata, Lacertidae. The record is from the annotation of a GenBank genome assembly.